CAAAUGUAGUAAAUUUAUUUGCAUAAAUAUCGCAUGGAAUAAAGAAAUUCAAAUAAACCGCCCUGUCUCAGCGUGAAUUUGCUUCGGCAAAGUUCGUAUUUCGUUCGGAAACUCUCGCGGUUUUGGGGAAUUCCAAAUGAGGAGUGACGUCACUAGUGCUGUCAUUGUUAGACUGAUCCCACUGCCUGCAUACACAAACGCCAUGCUGUAGAUGCCUGCGCAAGACAGGAGACCAGUUUUGUUUUCAUUCAUCUGACAGCUGAUUCUACUUUCUGGUUGCGUUCACGCCGUUCCUACCAUGUAAAACCAAUUAUUUUACAUGUUCUAAAGCAAAAAUGGUUUACUGCGUCGCACCAAACUGCAGCAGUGAUUCAACGAAGGUGUUGAAAGUAGAUGGGGUCGGUUAUUACAAUUUUCCUCGCGACAAGAAGGCCCGAAAAGUAUGGGUAAGACGCAUGCAUCGUCCGUCUUCUUGGGUCCCGUCUCUCGGUGCGAGGGUAUGUUCGAAGCACUUCGUUGCCGGAGAUUACCUGCUGGACCCAGCCAUAUGCCGUGCGAUAGGAUUUGACCCUAAAAAACGCCUGCUGAAGCCAGGUGCCUUCCCUACACUCUUCAGUCAUGGUGAAGGCGAUGCCAUGGAUGGUACGCCUACGACCAGUGCGCCGCGGUCAGCUGUGCAGAAGAGGGCACAUCAGCAGGCUGUAGCAGAGGCGGUAGCGGGAUACAACGUGUUGUAUGGAGAGGAGGCGGAGGAGGCAGCUGAGCAGGAUGAUGGUUUUUUGAUGGCUGAUGAAGGCCGAUUUGAGGAGGUUGGCAAUCACCUGAUAGAGGAUGCAGUACUGCCACAGAGUUUAGACGAUUUGGAGGUUUUGCCACAAGAACACCCUGAAACCUUUGCCAUUGGGACACAAGUUGGCUCCUCAGUCUCCAUGCGGUUUGCCAAGGCUGUCCAGGUCAAUAUUGUCACUGGGUCUCGGAACAAAGGUUCACAGACAACCUCCUGCACCGGGGAUAUUGGCUGUCAGGCAGAACCAGAAGUCCGAGAAAUUGCCAUUCAGACAGAUCUGUUUGACAUUGAUGUGCCAGUUUUCCAAGGCUUGAAACCAAGUGAUGAAGACAUGGAGGAUGAAGAGGUGCACUUUCCAAGUCAGGAAACGAUGAAGACUGAUGACAGUGACGAUGAAGACUGGGAGCCAUGUGAAGAUGAUUAUUGUCAAGAAUUUGAUGACUCGCUCCUUGAUGAUGAAAAUGUAUCCGGCAAACAUUAUGAUUUCGACAAUGAGUAUGACCAGCCCUCCCCUCAAUAUGAGAGAAAAUUCAUUGUCUUUGAAUCAAGCUUGAGGCUUCUGUUCAUGUUUUGUCAAGUUUGCAGGGCACCAUGUCGAGUCGCACUCCGUACACUUGGCACAGCUGUGAUGGUGAUGGCGAUUUGUGAAAAUCAACAUCAACAGGAAUGGACAUCACAACCAUUUAAAGGACAGCUUCCCAUUGGAAAUUUGCUUUUGGCUGCAGGAAUUCUAUAUUCUGGUUCAAGUCCAGUAAGAGGACUCAAUAUCCUGAAAAACAUUGGUGUGGCAGUGAUAAGCCGAAGGACAUUCUACACUAUACAAGGCCUCUACCUCAUACCAUCAGUGUUCGCAGUCUGGCAAAGGAAGCAAGACAGUAUGUUUAAGGAGCGAAAGAGGAAACAACUGUCCUUGUCUGGAGAUGCGAGGUGUUGCUCGCCAGGCCACACUGCCAAAUAUGGGAGCUACAGUUUGAUGGAUGAGUCAGCCGGUAAGGUGCUGGAUGUAAGCCUUGUACAGUCAAAUGAAGUGAAAAAUUCUUACUGGAUGGAACUCGAGGGUUUGAAACGUAGCAUGGCACUACUUGUUACCGAGAAGAAAUUGGCAAUUGCAGAGAUGGUCACAGAUCGGCAUUCACAAAUCAAAAAGUAUCUGAGAGACAAAUGGCCUGGAGUACAACACUGGUUUGAUUGCUGGCAUAUCGCGAAAGGUAGCAAGGCCCACAAGGAACUUACGCUGAUUCUCACUCAAAAGAUAUUGCUCAAGGACAUCAGAAAGGUUUCACCAGGAGUACAGACUUCAUCUCUUGAGUCGUAUCACAAAAUUGUUGGUUAUUUCGCUCCCAAAUCCCGCCAUUUCUUCUAUGAGCCAAUGAAAGCAAGGUUACUGCUCGCCACACUCCACUUUAAUGAAAAUUCAAAUCGGAAACAGCGUAUGGGAAAAGAUGAACAGCCGCAGUGGUCGAUUUCAUACCCCAAGGGGAGAGGAGGAGCUGCAGUAGCAAAAGAGGUCAAAAUUGAAUCAACAUAUGACUAUGUACAGCUAAUUCUGGAGGACCUGCUGAAGCGGAGAGAUGACCUGCCAUCUUACAAAUUGGCAAGAGAUGCAAAGGACAAGUACCAAGUGACUCAUCCUAUUCCAGGUCCAGUGUGCUCAAAGUACGACAAGCAGGACAAGAUGAAAGUUGUAGAAGAAACAAAAACGAGGUUUAACAAACUGUAG
Molecule: messenger RNA, 2507 nt
Organism: Lineus longissimus
Lineage: Eukaryota; Metazoa; Nemertea; Pilidiophora; Heteronemertea; Lineidae
Exons: 10
Coding region: 336-2507 (723 amino acids)
Source: RefSeq, a predicted model, not a curated record